Messenger RNA from Moneuplotes crassus, 1467 nucleotides. Lineage: Eukaryota; Ciliophora; Spirotrichea; Euplotida; Euplotidae. The record is from the annotation of a GenBank genome assembly.
AUGGAAAGUAGUCUCAAUCAUUCACACAUAACAGAAACAGACUCACAAAGUGAUGAAACUUUAGUAUCAAUGAUAGUUCAUGAAAAAUGACAAUCUAGAGUUAAGAAAAUAUCAAAAAAUCCCAAUCCUAAUUUCCAACAAUCAUCCUCUAAGUCCAUAAUACACCCCUCUUCCUUCUCCCAGACCUCAAAUGAUUCCUAUAACCCCAUAAAAUGCUCUAUCUGAACACCUCAUUUACUUUUCCCCUCAGGACACCCUAAAAUCCCUCUAUCAAGCAAGCCUUUCUCAAACCUUAAAAGCUGUCGUAGAACAUUCUACAAUGAAGAUGGCAAACCUAGUAAUAAUACUGAUUGCUCAAUGAACUAUCACACGCAGCACGAUUGCUUACGGUGCUCCAAAGUUGAACCAUUCAUCAUCCAGAUCAACAAAAAGUUGAAAAAUCGCAUGCUACAGAAGAAAGCAGCAAGAGCAGAGUAUAACCCGAUCCCACUCAAGACACAGAAGUUCAGAUUUGAGUUCCCUGCAUCUAAGAGAGAGUCAUGGCCAAGUCAACCUAGGAGACCUCAAAGGUCAGGACGAAAAAUAUUAGGAAAUCUUUCCCCUAUUAAGCAUAAUAUGAACAAUACACGUUCAAGCAUGUUUCUAGAACGAAAACCUCAUGUUACUGCAUGCUCUUCUCAAGGAAAUAUCGAAGAAAAGAAGCAAACCAAAAAGAAUAACUCUCGAGUAAAACAAAAGCAAGAAUUUUCUCAUAGAAGAUUGAUAAAGUCUAAUGAAUCUCCAAAUAAAGGAUUAGCAAUAAGCACUAGGGAAUACAUAAAAAUGCACAAGACCCAGAAAGGGUUCAGGAAUACAAAAGUAUCACGAGAAAUGAUACAUGGCUGAUUUGAUCCAGAAAAACUGUAUUCCAAUAAAAUGCCAUUGGAUUCCAAAGGAAAAUUAAGUUCUUUAAAGCUUAACCCAGAUUCACCUUUAAAGGACAAUAGACAUUUGAUGCGAUUUGUACCACAGAAAGUCCUAAAAUCUCCACACUUCAGUAAAUCGAAUCCUCGUAGGGCAGUCUCAAGGAUCAAUAAGAACAACAUGAUUCUCGGGAAUACCGCUAGAGCAUGUAGUGUCCUCUCUGAGAUCUCUCUUAUAUCCAAAAAAAUCAGAGUAAACCCCAAAAGAACCCAAAAGCCCUGUUUCCUUCAAACACAAGUCUCAACUCCCUAAAAGUAACCCCAAAUCAAAGCAAGGAUGCGUCAAAAUCCCCUAUUCCAUUCUCCAAAGACCACCUAAAUCCCCAGUCAGACCUAGACCAACAAAGCGGCGCUCAAAAGUUGACUCAAAGCCAGCACAUAUGAGGAAAAAGGAGUUUUGGAAAUUGGAGAAUGAGAAUGGAGUUUUGAAGGUGAAUAAUGAUGAUUUGGAAGUAGUGCUUGGCCAGGAGUUUUAAGAGGUUUUUGGAUUUUGAAAAUUCAAUGU